AUGUGUAUUGGUUGCCAUUCCAUGAAGAAAAUUAUAGACUUUAUUUGCAACCAUGCAAAUUAUCAGCAAUAUGAAUAUGAUACCUGUAAUCAGUACUAUAAGAGGCGCAAAAAUAAAAGGCAAAAAAUAGAUCCAGUAUCAAGAAAAAAGGCAAGAAUUUUGGAAAUCAUCCCUAAAGAGAUAAUCCAGAGCAAUGAUCCUUCAAGUAGUAAUCCUCUGAGUAAUAAUCUUUCAAGUAAUGGCAAUGGUAACAGUAGCAAUCCUUCAAGCAGCAGUAGUAUUCCUUCAAGCAGUAGCAGUAAUCCUUCAGGCAGCAGCAAUUCCUCAAAUACCACUCAUAUUUUCCAGAUCAACAAUAACUCAGAUGAUCUUGAGCUAUUCCUUGAGCGUGACAGAAGCUUUGAACAAAUAAAUAACUCAUAA
Messenger RNA from Ambispora leptoticha, 423 nucleotides. The record is from the annotation of a GenBank genome assembly. Lineage: Eukaryota; Fungi; Glomeromycota; Glomeromycetes; Archaeosporales; Ambisporaceae.